AGCGCGCUUGAAAGUAAAAGAAAAAUUUUAAUUUUUCGAGUCAUAGCCACACAUGUGCCAAUUCCGCAUCCAAUCCAUUUCGCUACGCACACGUAAGGUGGCGGCUACGUGAAAACAGCUGAUCGGUUCUGUGGGCCGCACUUGGUGUAUUUUUGCCCGUAACGCUGCCUGAUUAGAUGAAAUCUCGCCGUACGAAAUGUACUUUCGCCCGAGAAGAAUUUCGGAAGCUGUGAAUAUCAUAAAGACUGUGAUAGCGUAGUGCUCGGUAAGUAAACACAUCAUUCUUUCUUGUGCUUCAUGACUGAGCAGUAGCAUCUGAACAUCUGCGGUGAUCGCAUGGUGUUCACUUUUGCUUUUAUUCGCAUAGGAUACGGAAGAAUUGAUGAAGGUUGGAAGGUAUCUCAACAGAUAGCUGGAAAACGGGAGGCGGGAAGCUGGGCGGCCUGCAGGGUCGCGUGCUCGACGUACUUGUCCGCACCGGCCCAGCUUCCGCUCCUUUGGACUUCUUCGCCGACGACACCGAGCAGGGCACCUCCAGUGAGGAGGAGCCUGAUGUUCCAGUGCCCCCUGCCCCACCAGCAGCUGCCCACGUGUCCAUUGGAACCGAGCCGGGCACAAGUGGCACUGCACGACCAUCAGCUCGGCAGCAGCCCCGCAGGCCACCCCGCCAACAGCCGCUGGAGGAUGCGACCUGCAAGGCAGCCGCCGAGUAUGCGCAGCAGGGGCAGCUAGCUGAGGCAGCGAACGCGGAGGCCGCCAGUUUCCCCCAGCUGCUGCUGCAGCAAAUUAGGCAGCAUCAUCAGCAGCUGGUGGAGGAGCUGAGGGCGACCCGGGUGGUCCAGCAGCAGCUGGUAGCAGAGAUGCGUGGUUUGAGAGAGGCCACUGGCCUCAUCGCGACCACGCUGCGCCAGCUCCUGGCUGCCCUGGCUCGCCUCCGCGAGCCGCCUCAGCCAUGAGGGACAGUCACCCUCCCCCCCCCCCCCCCCCCCGAUAUCAUCCUUUACUGCUAGCAGGUACAAGUGUUGCCUAUUUUCCGUUCAAAUCACCGCUGCAGCAUUUGGUGGUGGGGCCCAUACGUCCUCGCAAGCUGUUGUGCCGAGUGGUAGCCAGCCUUGUGAAAUGAUGUGCAAGUCAUGCGCGACCAUGGCAGCGAAAACUGAUAGUGCUGUGGUGUCACUUGAAACACGAAUGCAUGUUUUUUUUUUUUUGUAUGUAGCACUAAAGGAUGAUAUGACUGUUUUCCGUACAUUUCUGUCCCUAAUCAUAUUUUUUGCAAGGUAAUUUCUUUUAUGUGUAUUUUCACUUGCAGUGCAGUUUGCCCAAGUGAGGCGUUAUAAAUUCUUGCAAUAUUUUCGCAUUUCUGUCCCUAAUCAUAUUUUUUUCGCAAGUUCAUUUCCUUUCGUGUGUAUUUUUAUUUGUCCAAGUGAGACGUUAUAAAUUAUAUGUAGAAUUUUUGCCAUAUUUUCGUUAGGUGUUCACUUUUGUUUUGCUGUUACUGAUAUGUUUCAAUACGCACCGUUUUUCCAAGGAAGAUACACUAUGCAAUCACUUUUACGGCAACUUCGACAUUGUCUCGCACACAUACAGGUGCACUUAACUACAAUGCUGCGAUGACUGGAAAUGAAUUUUCAUGCCAUAUGUAUGUCAUGUUUGCAAUGUCAAACCUUUCGUGCCUACGGAAGGUAAAGUGGCAGAAUUGGAAUUUUUUUUAACACCAAGCGCCUGUUAGUAGUGAUAGUUAUUGUGAUAUUUCAGGUGUCCUUACCUAUGAUAGCAAUACAAUCUAGUCCCCAUUGUAGUUGAGCACAGUUUGUGACAUACGUAGCGGAGCCAUCGAUGUGGCCACUAUUUUGACAUUCGCUUCCAGGCUGCUCUUGCAGCCGUUAUAUGAAAUACCGUUGAAGUGCCAAGCAUUUUCUCACUUGUCGUUCCUUAAAAGCAUGUGAUGGCUGUUUUAUAUUGUGAUCUUAUUACAGCACUAGUGAUUGAAAAGAAGCUAUUUCGUGCUACAAACGUACUGACUACAUAAUAGACAACACAUCUUUCUUGCUGUUAAGUUGCUGGAUGAAUAUAAAUGGUUGUGCGCGAGUUCAAAAAAACAUCAUUAUGCUCGUGUCAUAUUUAUGCGAUUUAACAUCUGCCAACGGCCCAUUGGUAGUGUACUGGGUCCCAUGUAGUGAACAUCACACGGCUAUUUUGUCGCCAUGAAGUCAUGCUCUGCGUACUUGUCUGUCACUUGCUUUGAUGAAAGAUGGCAUUGAAGAUGGAUGACAUGGUUUUAUUUAGAAUGCAGAUAUAAAUAAAUGAUUUUAAACAAUGCAA
Messenger RNA from Dermacentor andersoni, 2322 nucleotides. RefSeq lists its product as uncharacterized. The record is from RefSeq and is a predicted model, not a curated record. NCBI's taxonomy places the organism in Eukaryota, Metazoa, Arthropoda, Arachnida, Ixodida, Ixodidae.